UGCGUGCAAUGCGACCAGUCGGCACCCCAGUGUCCCACUUGUGAUGAGGGCUACAUAUGUACGAUGAUCAGUCAGUCAUGCAAUCAGUGUGCGACGACAAAAUGCGUUCAAACGUCUUCCAGUAGCAGCUCAUCCCCGAAGGAUAACUCGCCCGCAGGAGGUAGCAAUGCGGGCGCUAUUGCUGGAGGUGUUAUCGGUGGUCUCGCCUUUAUUGGAAUCAUUACUUUCCUAGUAUGGUGGUUCUUCGUUCGGAAGAAGCGCAAUGAACAGGAAAGCGCCAUGGGACAAGAGAAACAGAGUUCAUUCGCAGAGCGAGCAUCGGCGAGAAAGUCCACCAACUCCAUCGCUUCUACUGUCUUGACCCGCGCUUCCAAUGUGAUCCAGAUCGCCUACAUUCCCGGAGUCACAAACCGAUCUCCACCAGAAACCCCAGGCUCGCUCGUGCCGCCUGUUCCUCCUCUCCCUGGUGCUGCCCCCGAUCAGCAUUUCUUCAUGCCUGGUGACCUGCGUGACUCUUCUUGGACCGACAUGACAAACGAACGGCGCAGUGUUGCUCCUAGCUUGCGUAGCAGUGUGGCUACCACAAUCUAUCGCAACAACGCUAUUGUCAGCCCCAUGCCCGCCCAACAAGUCAUGCGCACCCGAGCCGCCGUGGUCAGCAUCCAUGGCCAAAACCCUGAGGAUACAGCAACCGCUAUGGUGACACCAUCAGAUGCACCCGCUGUUCCCGCUAUCACAAAUGCCCAGCUCGCCAAGGCUGGUGUUCCCGAAAAGCACAAUGGUAGCUCCAUUGUGGCGCGUGGUGUGAUGGCAAAACCGGUGAUGGUAAAGUCUGGAUCGAUCAAGAAGAUCAACAAAACCGCACCUACCCCAACCGUUCAACCCAUCGAGGAGCAAUCCGAAUCGAGCAACUCUAGUGCCGCUGCAUCCCGCGCCCCUAGCAAGCACGAAGUCGAGCAGGGAACUUCUGGUUUCGAUGAAAGCUCGGACGAAGAGGAUGAAGCUGGCCCGUCCAAGCAAACCAAGACCCCAGCCAUCGUUGAAGAUUCAACAGCCGUCACACAAAGCCCCUUCAAGGACCAACCGACACCACCCGAGACCGACAACAACCGACUGUCCUACCUUUCCGAAACAAACGAUGGGACUAGAUCAAACCGAAGCAGCAAGCUGCCUCCGAGAGGCGAAAGCCCCUUUUCAGACGCAAAUGAAGUG
Aspergillus wentii DTO 134E9 is the source of this 1212-nucleotide messenger RNA. RefSeq lists its product as uncharacterized. NCBI's taxonomy places the organism in Eukaryota, Fungi, Ascomycota, Eurotiomycetes, Eurotiales, Aspergillaceae. The transcript has a single exon. The annotation marks the transcript as partial. The record is from RefSeq and is a predicted model, not a curated record.